Astrephomene gubernaculifera is the source of this 676-nucleotide messenger RNA. The record is from the annotation of a GenBank genome assembly. Lineage: Eukaryota; Viridiplantae; Chlorophyta; Chlorophyceae; Chlamydomonadales; Astrephomenaceae.
UGUUGGUGCCAGGAAAGUCAGUACGCACAGAAGGCCGCUUUACUUUUUGUAACUCAUCUAUAUAUUAUAACUUGUGCUGUCGUUCUUGUCGCUAUUAGUCCUAAACAUUGCUAAACUCUGUACCAGUUGCAACAGUAGGCAAAACUUACUUACUGGGAAACAGUGAUGUCGCUAGGAAGGGGAGAUCACGAGUUGGUGAAAAGCUUGCUUGGUAAUGCCCUCGCCUCUCAGGACUCUGGGGCCUGCCCCAACGUCCACCGCGCUGCGGAGGCUAUAAUGGCCGCUUUGUCAGGAGGCCAGCAGCAUGUGGAGCUCGAAUUGCAAGCGGAGGAAGUUGAGCAGCAAGACGCUUCCUUAGGGAUGCACCAGAACCCCGCGGCCAACACCGUAGCAGAACUCAGCGCACAAGUGUUGAUGGCUGCAGGCCGCGUGUCUGCAUUGCGCAAAAGCGUCGCGCAUGGGGUGGUCCAAGCGGUUGCCAUGCAGGCGGAGGCCCUACGGCCAUUGCUGCGCGCGGGAGAGCUAAACCUCACUACCCCAGGGAAGUCUGAUAGGCGGCUUUCCAUGGACAGCAGCAAGGCGCAGCGCACUGCCGCGUUGCACCUAAACGAACGCCUAAUGCACGCAGCAGACAAGCUGCGCGCCCAGCGGGCCCGCAUGGACGAGGUGUCAAGGC